AUGGGGGGGAGGCUGUCAUUUUUAGGGAGGGUGGGGCCUCAGUGGAGCCUGAAGGGAAGUGGGGCUCCUGGCUCCCCAGGGCCUGGCCCACUCAAUGCCUCUCACUUUCCCCCGCAUGGGUGCAGUCAGGGGGUCUGCUCCAAGCAGACGCUGGUGGUCCCACUCCGUUACAACGAGUCCUACAGCCAACCCGUAUAUAAGCCCUACUUGACUCUCUGCUCUGGAAGGCGUGUCUGCAGCACCUACAGGACCACGUACCAUGUGGCUUGGCGGGAGGUAAGGAGGGAGGUGCAGCAGACCCACGCCGUGUGCUGCCAGGGCUGGAAAAAGCGGCAUCCCGGGGCGCUCACCUGUGACGAAGGUGAGGCUGGGUCUUCCCAGGCCUCGGGGGAGGUGCGCCCGGCCGGGCUGGAGAGCCAGGCCUUCCGCUCGGUUCUGAACCCCGCUUCCUGCGCCCGCAGCCAUCUGCGCCAAGCCCUGCCAGAACGGAGGCGUCUGCGUCCGGCCGGACCAGUGCGAGUGCGCCCCGGGCUGGGGUGGGAAGCACUGUCACGUGGGGCUGGCGUCACUCUCUGCUCGCACGGAUGCCUCAAUACAGCAGGCAGCUUCACCUGUGGCUGCCCCCAGGGCCUGGUGCUGGGCCCGGACGGGCGCACUUGCGGAGAAGGGGCCCCAGAGCCCCCAACCAGUGCCAGCAUCCUCAGCGUGGCCGUUCGGGAGGCUGGACACGACGAGCGUGCCCUGAGGCGGGAGAUUCGCGAGCUGCGAGGGCGCCUGGAGCGGCUGGAGCAGUGGGCCAGUCAGGCUGGAGCCUGGGUCCGAGCAGUGCUGCCCAUGCCCCCAGAAGAGCUGCAGCCCGAACAGGUGGCAGAGCUGUGGGGCCGAGGCGACAGGAUUGAGUCUCUCAGUGACCAGGUUCUGCUGCUGGAGGAGAGGCUAGGUGCCUGUGAGUCCCCAUGCCCCUCUCUGUGGGGACCCCCAUCUCCCAACAGCUGCCCCCAGCUCUUCCAGACACCUUUUCCCAACUCAGUUUUCUCUUGUCCAAAAUCUCUUCUCCUCCACUCACUCACCCCAUACCUUCCCCAGAUUCCCGCACUUUACCACCCCUUCUCCUGGUCUGUCUCCAACUUGGUGGUUCCACUUAUUGGUGAGCGAGACUGUCAAUCCUUCAGUGUCCAGGGCCCACUCCAGGCGUCCAAGAAGUCCACAGUCAAUGUGUCUGCCUGUCUCCUUGUCAUUAACCAGGCUCCUGCGAGGACAACAGCCUGGGCCCAGGCCUCAAUCGGCGGAGCUAAGGAGCCCCUGCAGAGCCCCUGCCCCACUAAUUUAUACAGAAACUGGACCCACUAAUCCUCUGGGAUUGGCCGGCUGGGGAGCUGCAGAUAAGGCUAUCUGCCACUAAGGAGCAAUGAACAAUGGAAACUUUGGAAAGCUGAAGAAAGGAGGAAGGCGGGUUGUCUUGGCCUGCCCCUGAGUCUUCCGGCUGGGGCAGGGGCCUGGAGGAGAACUGCUUUUUUAACUCCUUAACAAAUGCAGCCAGAAAGUGCCCAGAUCUCUCUCAAUCUUUAUUCUCGGUUUCUUGCUGUUAUCCAGAUAAUUAAUAAAAAUCAACCACGCAAAA
Orcinus orca (killer whale) is the source of this 1621-nucleotide messenger RNA. It is a transcript of the gene EGFL8, whose product is annotated as EGF like domain multiple 8. The record is from RefSeq and is a predicted model, not a curated record. Gene Ontology annotation, molecular function: signaling receptor binding; calcium ion binding. Gene Ontology annotation, biological process: anatomical structure development. The coding region runs from base 1 to 1350 and encodes 449 amino acids. NCBI's taxonomy places the organism in Eukaryota, Metazoa, Chordata, Mammalia, Artiodactyla, Delphinidae. The transcript has 5 exons. Gene Ontology annotation, cellular component: extracellular region; cell surface.